AUGGCUGAUCUGCAAGCACUACGGGAUGAGCUGCUAGGGCAGCUCUGCAGGCGGUGUGCCGGAUGUGACAAGCAUGAUGCCAACGGGGAGGGUGGCGGAACUCAGGAUGGUGGGUCUAAAUCGGUGAAGGAGCCGGUGCGUGUAAAGUCCCCGGAGGAAAUUGCCCGCGACUUCAUCAACGCGGAAACCGGGGGCUGGCAAGACCCCAAGGAGCUUGACGACGCCGAGCUGUUGAUCGGCUAUGGGAACGAGCCAGUGCAAGAGCCACUGCAAGGCAAAGAAGAUUCUAACCUGCUCCCUUCCCCACAUCUCCAGCCACUGCAAGGCAUGGCAGCGCCUAACCUGCUCCUUUCCCCCCAUCUCCGUUAUCCCCCUGCCUUACUCUCUGCCUGGCAGAGAAACUGCAAGGCACAAGAGCGCCUAACCUCCUCCUUUCCCCCCAUCUCCGUUAUCCCCCUGCCUUACUCUCUGCCUGGCAGAGACACUGCAGGGCAGCCACUGCAAGGCACGGCAGCGCCUAACCUGCUCCUUUCCCCCCAUCUCCGUUAUCCCCCUGCCUUACUCUCUGCCUGGCAGAGAAACUGCAAGGCACAAGAGCGCCUAACCUCCUCCUUUCCCCCCAUCUCCGUUAUCCCCCUGCCUUACUCUCUGCCUGGCAGAGACACUGCAGGGCAGCCACUGCAAGGCACGGCAGCGCCUAACCUGCUCCUUUCCCCGGCAUCUUCGUUAUCCCCCUGCCGUACUCUCUGCCUGGAAGAGCCACUGCAAGGCACAGAAGAUUCUAACCUGCUCCUUUCCCCACAUCUCCAGCCACUGCAAGGCACAGAAGAUUCUAACCUGCUUCUUUCCCCCCAUCUCCGUCUCGCCCCUGCCUUACUCUCUGCCUGGCAGAGCCACUGCAGGGCGUAUAAGUUGGAAUACCCGAUCUUGGAGAAGACCGCCGACGGGAAGUUGAGCAGCAAACCCGACUACAACAGGCCAUUGUACGAGGAGAAAGUCAAGUGGUGCCGGAAGUGGGUGGAGCAUGCCGUCACCAACCUUGGGGUCGGCUAUGAUGAAGACAGGGACGUGUUUGUGUUUGGCAACGGCAUCCUCAUUGAUGCGAGUGACUACGCGGCUGGAUUCAAGACGACGACUAUUGUUCUGCAGUAG
Messenger RNA from Closterium sp. NIES-65, 1152 nucleotides. The record is from the annotation of a GenBank genome assembly. Lineage: Eukaryota; Viridiplantae; Streptophyta; Zygnematophyceae; Desmidiales; Closteriaceae.